Cydia amplana is the source of this 1044-nucleotide messenger RNA. RefSeq names its product maspardin-like. The coding region runs from base 88 to 1044 and encodes 318 amino acids. The record is from RefSeq and is a predicted model, not a curated record. Lineage: Eukaryota; Metazoa; Arthropoda; Insecta; Lepidoptera; Tortricidae. The transcript is spliced from 5 exons.
ACUGUUAGUGACUAAUUCGAUUCUAAUUUGUUUUCUUUAAAGAAAUUAACAGGAUAACUUAAUAUUUAUUUCCUCAUAAACUAUACAAUGAGCUGUGUGAGUGAGCUAUCUCAAUCGAACGAGUAUCUGAGUUUUCGAAGUAGUAUACCGUUAAGGAAAAUCGUUGUUGAUUCAGACAGUUCCAAGGCAUGGCGGAUAUUCGAUUCUGGUCCGAAGUCGGUCGCAUGUCCCUUGAUAUGUUUACCGCCCGUUUCUGGCACGGCCGAUGUUUUCUACAAGCAGGUGAUGGGCCUGGCUUCUAGGGGGGUUCGUGUGAUAUCCGCGGAACCCCCGCCUUACUGGAAUAUGAAGGAGUGGUGUGAUGGAUUCAAAAGACUGAUUGACUACCUAGAGCUGGACAAGGUGCAUAUUUUUGGAGCUUCCUUAGGUGGAUUUCUAGCCCAAAAAUUUACAGAGCUAACACUGAACUGCCCCCGGGUUGCAUCGCUAAUACUGUGCAACUCGUUCACCGACACCUCAGUGUUUGAGUUCAAGGACUCCUCGGCCCUCUUCUGGCUUCUCCCCUCCAUGGUGUUAAAGAGGAUGCUUAUGGGAAAUUUCUCGGCAGAGAAAGCUGACAGAAGAAUCAUUGAGGCUAUUGAUUUUAUGGUUGAGAGACUAGAAUCCCUGAACCAAUCGGAGCUAGCCUCGCGGUUAACCCUCAACUGCACACCGGGCUACAUGCAGCCGCACCUCCUGAGCGCGCUGCCGGUGACCGUGAUGGACGUGUGGGACGAGUGCGCGCUCAGCCCGCAGGUCCGGGAAGACCUGUACAAGUCGUACCCGCAGGCCAAGCUGGCGCAUCUCAAGAGCGGCGGCAACUUUCCCUAUCUGAGCAGGAGCGAUGAAGUCAAUUUGCAUUUAUUGAUCCACCUCCGAAAGUUCGACAACACGGAGUUGUCGGCCUCAUACCUCAGCCUGCACCGGCUGCCGGCGCCCGACCAGCCUGAAGAGGGCACGGUCAGCUACUUCAACCAACGAGACAAGUUCGUCAAGAUCUCUUGA